CAGACAUUGCGCACUUAGAGACCGUUGAGGUCGACUCACCUGAAGUUGAUGCUGAAGAACUUAAAUUCGUCUUGGGCUUAGAGCCCUUUGAAGACGUCGGAGAGGUCAACAAGCCUGAAAUUAAUACUGAAAAAGUCAAAUUAUUCUUGCGUUUAGAUACGAUCGAAGAGGACGACACUCCUAGCGCUGUUGCUGAAGAGGAUGCAGAUGCCACGAACUUGGAAGCUGAAGCUAAAGGAAAGGCAACCGAUCCUUGCGUUAUUGCUGAAACUACCCAAAACUUUACGCAAUUACUAAGCAUUGUGACAGAGACUAGUCCUUGCAUUGAUGAAGCUGGAAUUGCUGAAGUAAUCACGCCUUUGGAAGCGAUUGGGAUGCCUACCAAUUCUAGCGUUGAUGUUAAAGCCACUCAAACUCUUAUGCAAUUAUUAGGCAUUGAUGUGGCUGAUCCACCUGAUGCAUAUGCAGACGCCGACAUGGAGGCUAAUAAUUAUGAAACUCCAAGUAUUGAGGUUCUUGAAAGUGCAGAAAUUCUUUUGCAUUUAGCAGCCAGUGGAAGUUGCACAGUUAGCGCUGAGGUAAAGAAAAUUACUCAUAUGCCAGAUAGUGGGAAGGAUACAAACCAGAGCAAUAUCUGCUCAUUACCUCGAAUGGAGUUGGAAGCUGAUGUAGCGACUGAGGAUUAUGGAGGAGAUGGUACAAAUGAAACUGGUCCCUUCGAAGGUUACUCAAACACAAAAAUUACGGAAGCUGGUCAACACGAUUUAAUUGAAUUAAAAGCCUUUGCGAAGGACAAAUCUUCUAGCAAAGAUGAAUUCAUUGGAACUGAAUUUGAAGUCGAGGGGGUGGUCGAAAAUUCUGACGAUCACCUCCUUGAAUUUCCAAUGAACUUAACUUCCAGUGGAAAGGUAAACCAGCCUAGCCUUGAUUUUCUUCGGGAUAUUAUGCUUUCCAUUCUUGUUUUUCUUCUUGUAUGGAGCAUUAUGAAAAGUUUUAUUCUCAAGGCUAGCUUGUUCUCCUUCCUCGUCCUGAAGAAAUAUGGAAUGGUUUUUACUGAUGACAGGUCCCUGAAAUUUGGAACAUUGUGUGAAAUUAAUUACACAGCUAAUGCUGUUGCUUUGGAGGGUACUCCCAAGAGAUCGAAGUUGGUUGAGAGUAAAAAUGUCCCUGACGAGGUUGACGUUCAACUUUCCCAUAAACCUUUCAGCUUGGUUGAGAACCUCGAAGUAGAUUGUGAUGAAGCUGUAACAUCUCUUGAUGUUAAUGAGUUUACCAACACCAGAUCAGACUUAUAUCUUGAGUCUCAAGUUAAUAAUUUUAUGACCAAUGAUGCUUUGUUUAAUGGGAUCAGCUUUUCUGCUGAUGAAAGGGUGAAUCCACUGCUGUUCCAGGGUUUUGGUGUUACUUACAAUCUGAUAUUUCCUGGAAUGGCUUAA
Molecule: messenger RNA, 1436 nt
Organism: Suhomyces tanzawaensis NRRL Y-17324
Lineage: Eukaryota; Fungi; Ascomycota; Pichiomycetes; Serinales; Debaryomycetaceae
Exons: 2
Coding region: 375-1436 (353 amino acids)
Source: RefSeq, a predicted model, not a curated record